Molecule: messenger RNA, 5468 nt
Organism: Acanthochromis polyacanthus (spiny chromis)
Lineage: Eukaryota; Metazoa; Chordata; Actinopteri; Pomacentridae
Gene: tecpr1a
Product: tectonin beta-propeller repeat containing 1a
Exons: 24
Coding region: 191-3811 (1206 amino acids)
Cellular component (GO): membrane
Source: RefSeq, a predicted model, not a curated record
GCGCAGCAUGAGCCGCAUCACUUCCUGGUUGCUACAGCUCUCAGAUUAUGAUGUGAAUGUCAGCAGCCACGGUCCACAUUAUGGUUUAGGUUGCUUCCAUUCAUCUCCAGCUGCUCAAUGAACACUGUUGUCGUCCCUCCAGCGCCGGCUGAAGCUUUAUGAGAGGAAGCUCGAGGGUCCAGGUGCAGCCAUGCCUGUCUCCCUGCUGUGGGCGGUGGAUGUUUAUGGGCGGGUCUACAGCCUGUCUACGGCGGGGCAGCAGUGGGAACAGUGCCGCGAUGCCCAGAUGGAGUUCAAGCGGGUGACAGCGGCUCAGCAGUGCUGCUGGGGCAUCGCCUGCGACAACAACAUCUACCUGAACGUCCACGCGUCUGACCUUCCUGUCCGCUACCAGGAGGAGACCUACGAGAAUCAAAGGUGGAAUCCCGUUGAUGGUUUCUCAGAGCGUUUGCUGCCGAGCGACCGCUGGCAGUGGAGUGACGUCACAGGGCUGCAACACCAACCUCUGGACAGCUUCCAGCUCCCCUCCAGCAGCUGGGAGUGGGAGGGCGACUGGUACGUGGAUGAAAACUUUGAGGGAGAGCCCACAGAGAAAGGGGGAUGGAGCUACGCCAUUGAUUUCCCCGCCACCUACACCAAAGACAAGAAAUGGAACUCCUGUGUCCGUCGCAGGCGAUGGCUCCGCUACAGGAGAUACAAAGCCAUGGACACCUGGGCUAAGAUUCCCUCUCAGCAGACGACUCUACCAGACCCUUUCAGCGACAUCAGCUGUGGAGGAUGGGAGAUCAGUGAGGAGCCCAGAGGCCGGUUGUCGCUGUGGGCAGUGUCUCUGCAGGGCAAGGUGUGGUUCAGGGAGGGAAUCUAUCACCACAAUCCUGAGGGCUCCUCAUGGGAGGAGGUGCUUCUCCCAGGGGAGGUGGUUCAGAUCAGUUGUGGCCCAGGUGACCUGGUGUGGGCCGUGCUGUGGGAGGGACAGCUCAUUGUCAGGGAGGGAAUCAGCAGAGAUUGCCCCAAAGGUAGCUCCUGGGCUGUGGUGGAGUCUCCGAGCCCUGAUGUGGGAGCGAUACAUGUAGCCGUGGGAAUCAACGUUGUCUGGGCUGUGACCAAGGACAACAAAGUUUGGUUCAGGCGUGGCGUGAACUCUCACAACCCCUGCGGCUCCGGCUGGAUCAGCAUGGUUGGAGAAAUGAUCACCAUCAACGUAGGACUGAACGACCAGGUGUGGGCUCUUAACUGUGAGGAUCGAGCUGUAUACUUCAGACAGGGUGUGACCUCCAGUGAACUGAGUGGGAAAACUUGGAAGGCUAUCACUGUUCCUCGCGACGGAGACCGAUCCCACUCCAGCGCCAGUGCAAACAGCCUGCAGAGCGCUGGAUGCUAUUUCUGUGGUGAGGUGCGUGCUCAGUCGGUUGUCAGCGACGUAGAAUCAGAUACGGAGAAAGGAUCUGCAGAUGGAGCAGGCUGCCAUGCUGCCUCCGCUUCCCCGGAGUCAUUUGUUGACGUCCCCACAGACUCAUCUAACCCACCCGCUGACCCUCCCAAGCCCCGCAUCCCCAAGGUCACUAGCGACAGCUUCAUCUCCGAACUCGUCUCUGAUCGAGAGCCGGGAAAGAGCUCCAGAGAUAUCGGAUCAGCCCCUCCUGCUGUCCCAGAAGAGGAGAGCAUCCCUGGAGAAGGAGAGGACAAAGCUCCCUGUGCUGGUUCAGCUCUUUCUCCUAGUCAGUCUGGAGGUCCUCUUGAUCCGCAGUGGAGUAAUGUGGAUCUGGAGGAGGCUCAGCAGGCUCAGACUGUCGCAGCGCAGGACGCAGCCGACACAUGCAGCCUGUCAUCAGUAGCCACCUACACCCUGGCCAUGGAGGACCCGUAUGGGGCAGAUGAGCACCCUCUGUGGGCGUGGGUCAGUGGGGGAGGCUGCUCUGUGGACAGUCACUCCCAACUCAACUGGUUUAACUUCUCUAUGAACAAUUCAACUUUGGUUUCAUCAGUCCAGUCCAUGAGUCUGUCAGUCAGCCCAGCCCAGACGGCAGCUUGGCGCAGACAAAUCUUUGAGCAGCUCAGUGAAAGGACCAAGAGAGAGAUGGAUAAUUUCAGACAUUAUGAACAAGCCAUAGAACAGUCUGUGUGGGUGAAGAAGGGAACCAUGCAGUGGUGGAGAGACUGGAAACCACACAAGUGGAUAGAUGUUCAUUUUGCCUUGGAGCAGUUCUCAGGGCCAGAUGGCAACAAGGACGGCAUCUUGUUCAUCUAUUACAACUACUAUGAGGAGAAGAAGUACCUGCACGCCUUCAUCAAUGAGGUGACCAUCCUGGUUCCUGUGCUGAGUGACUCCAAACACACUUUUGCCAUCUACACUCCUGAGCGGACCAAACAGAGGUGGCCAAUCAGACUGGCAGCUGCCACAGAGCUGGAAAUGCAUGACUGGCUGGCACUGUUGAGUGUGUCGUGCUGUGACUCCAGGGGGAUCCACGGUCCUCCCUCCAAACAGGCCAUCUGGUCCAUCACCUGUAAAGGAGACAUAUUUAUCAGUGAGCCGUCUCCAGGCCUAGAGGCCAUGCCUUACCCGACACCCUGUGACCAAAUGUUCUGGCGGCAGGUCGGAGGCCACCUGCGUAUAGUGGAGUGUAACAGCGUUGGGAUAGUGUGGGGCAUUGGCUAUGACCACACAGCCUGGGUCUAUACUGGGGGGUACGGAGGGGGCUUCUUUCAGGGACUGGCCAGCAGCACAGAUAACAUUUACACUCAGACGGAUGUCAAGAGUGUCUACAUCUAUGAGAACCAGAGGUGGAACCCCGUCACCGGUUAUACCAACAGAGGUCUACCAACAGACCGCUACAUGUGGAGCGAUGCAUCGGGACUACAUGAGUGCACAAAGACAAAUACAAAACCUCCCUCACCUCAGUGGACAUGGGUGUCGGACUGGACUAUCGACUACAGCGUCUCCGGAGGGACGGACAGAGAAGGAUGGCAGUUUGCAGCUGAUUUUCCUGCGUCGUAUCACGGCUAUAAAACGAUGAAGGACUUUGUGCGUCGUAGGCGAUGGGCCAGGAAGUGUAAAUUGACCACCACAGGACCUUGGCAAGAAAUCCCACCCAUCCCACUGAGUGACGUGACCAUCCUGCCGUGCACGGCUCAGAGCAGCGUGGACGUGGUUCCUGUGUGGGCGAUAAGCAACAAGGGAGACGUGCUUUGCCGACUGGGAGUCACUGCAGUGACACCUGCUGGAUCCUCAUGGCUCCACGUGGGAACUGACCAACCUUUCAAGUCCAUCUCCAUCGGGGCUGCCAGCCAAGUUUGGGCCAUCGCCAGGGAUGGCUCAGCCUUCUACAGGGGAUCUGUUUCAGCACAGAGCCCUGCAGGAGACUGUUGGUAUCACAUCCCCUCUCCAGCCAAGCAGAAGCUGAAGCAGGUGUCUGUUGGGAGGACGUCAGUCUACACUGUUGAUGAAAAUGGUAACCUUUGGUACCGACAGGGUGUGACCCCCAGCUACCCUCAGGGCUCCUCAUGGGAACACAUCUCUAACAAUGUGCGCAGAGUCUCUGUAGGGCCUCUGGACCAGGUGUGGAUCAUAGCAGACAAGGUGCAGGGCAGCCACAGUCUGAGCUGUGGGACAGUGUGCCAUCGACUCGGAGUCCAACCCAUGGAGCCCAAAGGACAGUCGUGGGAUUAUGGCAUUGGGGGUGGAUGGGACCACGUCACAGUAAGAGGAAACUCUGUUGAGCCGCCUCGCCUCCGUCUCCCCUCUCUAACAGACCCGUCCACUCGGAGCCCUGUCCCUGUCAGGAACACGGAGGUCAACGGUGUAGGAAGCUAGACAUUUGUGCACAUGUACUAUACGUAGCCAUCCGAACCCAGAUUACCUUUGUAGUAGUUUUUUUUUUUUAAUUUAAAACCAAUUUUAACACUGAAGUAGCGGACAGAUUCUAGCCUUCACAUCACCCGAGCCAGUGUAACACCAUAGUCACUUCUUGACAAUCAGAGCCGAUAACUUAGAUGCUGAGCAGAUUUUGUCCCUUGGUGUCUGAGUUCUAACUUUAGUCUCUUGACCUGAAUUAGUUUCAGUUUGCUGAGCAUUCAUCUCUUCGGUACGGGCAUUUCUGUGUAAUUCUUCACUCAUGUUGUUUGUCUUUGACACUGAACUUGAUGGUCUUAAUGCACUUUUUUCUUAUUUAUUACUAAAAUGUGACGUUUCUGAUUUUUGUGUUUUCUGUGUAUAGAACGCUACAUCAGGUCAAGGUGUGAUGUUUUAUAAAACUUUUUUUUUUAAAUAAUAGAAAGAUAAGUGUAUUUGAACCAUAGUUAAAUAGCUGCUGAACUACGAGCUCCAGGGAUGAUAUUGUACAGAAAUAAAAUUAUGUUCUAUCUUAGCCUGCAGGACAAGAGGUCAGUGCACAACAGAAUGAAAGCUGGAUAAAACUGGUCAGAACAACGUUUCAUCCAUGUUUCCUUAGCUGCUUAUCUGACUCACCGCUGUAUAACUUAAGACUACUUCACAAAAUAGGGCUUUUAGGUUUACUACAUGCAGUUAUCUUGCCAGCCUGUAUGGUGGAAACUUAUGUGAAUCUGAGUUUGGACGGGGAAGAGGAAACCACCAUGUCUGAGUGUGAUAGGCUGAGAUAUUAGUACUGUACAAACCUGGCAUACACCCUAAAACACACCUUGCUGAAAGCUUUAAUCUGUUCUAAUGAACCAAAUUUAUGAGACUCAAACAUUUUUGUAGGGAAAAACUGAUUGUGUUUCUUAAAUAAGCAUAGAGGUUUAUCCAUUCACUUCAAGGAGCCACUAUGUAGUACCUGUAACAAGACCUGCACCAACUAAAUUCACUUUUGGUGGUUCUCUUUCUUUUCUCUUACACUGAACUUGUGUUUUAUAAAGAUUGUUAUUUUCUAAAAAAAUACAUGUAUAUAUAUCUAUAUAUAUUAUGUUGUUAUGGAGUAUGUGCAAUGGUGCGUUGUAAAUAAGGGAAAAGUGUGGAUUACUUGUAAAAGUCUUGUGGUUGAAAUGCUAAAACUGAACCUUCCUCUUUCUCAGGAGUGUGUUUGCAUUUGCAUGCUGCCUACUUCCUGAUGGUGGUAGAAUGACUGAGCAGUAAGAAAUAAUUUAAAUAAAAAAACACCCUAUUUUUGUUAUGAAGCUGUAAGAUAUUAGUAUUAUACAGGUAGUUCUGUGGUCAUGGUGAUGGUACUAUAUAAAGAAAGAAAAAUGUAUUGACUAAGAGCAAUUGAUUGAAAGAAGUAGAGUUUUCCAUCAUACUAAUGAAUUGGGAUCAUUUCAGGCAUUAAUUUAUUUCACUGGCUGCUUAUAUACUUUCGAAAUUUGCUGAGGCAUUUGUAAAUGUUGGACAUGUACAGAAAUCUGUGUAUUAUCUGUGAAUAAUGAGAAUCACAAAAUGUACUGUAGUGGUGUGGGCUCCAUUUGUGCAUGGUCAAAAAAAACACUCCGUGUCAAUAAAUAAAUGUUUUUAUUGAUAA